Messenger RNA from Daucus carota subsp. sativus, 2321 nucleotides. RefSeq lists its product as uncharacterized. NCBI's taxonomy places the organism in Eukaryota, Viridiplantae, Streptophyta, Magnoliopsida, Apiales, Apiaceae. The coding region runs from base 627 to 2030 and encodes 467 amino acids. The record is from RefSeq and is a predicted model, not a curated record. The transcript has a single exon.
ACAUAUAUAUAUACAAACAUCUUAUAAUAGUUGUGUAACAGUAGUAGUGUAUUUCAUUCAUAUCCCUGCAUGGAAUUCUCCUAAAAGAGAUUUUGGAGAGAGAGGAGAGAGAGUGGGAGAGGAAAGAGUCAUGGUAUCUGUUUUUAUUGUUUAUCUUAACAUACAUAGCCACCACCACCUCUUUGGUUCUUGUUCAAAAUUCUGACCCCAUUUGCUUGCAAAAGUCUCAUCUAUCUCUGUCAAAAUUCUGUGCAUUUUUUUACAAUUUUAAUGCUGGUGAGAUUUACAUGGAUAUGGAAUUCAAAAGGGUCUACUUAGGGUGUGUGUGGGUCUGUUGUUUUGUACUUACCAAAACUGUCACAUCUUGGAGCUUUGGUUUUCUUGAAAACUGAAUUUUAGUUUGUGAUCUGUGUCAUUCAGAUUUGGAUUUUUAGCUUGGCCCAUUUUGAUAUAGUUUGUUUCUUGAUUUGGGUAUGUUUAGAUUUUUACAUUGAAGAUGUUUAUGAGCAGAUGGAUGUAGUGUAGUUGUUUAUGGUUUUGUUGCUUGUGCAAGGUGUUUGAUCUGUGUUUUUAUCAAUUGGGUGUUUUUUGUUUUUGGUGUUUGAUUAGAAAAUACAAUCUUUGAGAUGGAAUCAGUUGGAAACAUGAAAAAGAUGCAAGCUUUGGGUGAUGAAAGUAAUGAAGUUGGUGGUGGCUCUGGGUAUGGGCUGAGGGAGAAUCCAAAGAGAACAUGGAGAGCUGUGGAUGCAACAUUUGCUUUGCCACAAGAGAGAGUUUGUAAGCAAUGUGGUAAAGGGUUUCAAUCUUUGAAGGCAUUGUGUGGUCAUAUGGCUUGUCAUUCUGAGAAAGAGAAGGUUUUGAGGGACACUAAUUUCUGGACUAGUGAGAAUUCGAAGCUAGGGGAUAGUUAUUCUGAUACUGAGGAGGAGUUGAUGAGGCAAACAAGAUCCAAGACAAGGACUUACAAGAAAAGUGUUGUGAAAUCUUCUGAGUUUGGUCGUGGUUCUUCGUCUGUUUGUGAGGUUCAGCAGCAAGAAAUGGAAGAUGUUGCUAUGUGCUUGAUGAUGUUGUCUAGGGAUUCUUGGAACUGGGGAGGUGUUAAUUCUGUUGUCGAGUCUUCGGAUAAUAAUUCUGUUGUUCUAGAGACUAAAUCAUCUUCCAUUGACAUGAAAGCUGGUAGAAAUGAUGGUGUUUACUUUGGUGAUGAGAUUAUUGAUAAGAAGAAGCUUGGUGAUAGGAAGUUGAAAACUAGUGGCUUGGAUACAGAGAGUUUUCAGUUUGAGAAUUGUUCUUCUGGGUAUUUGAGAAAUGGAGUCAAGAAAGUGGACUCUGACAUUUCAAUUGAUGAGCUUCUUCGAAAUGGUGAAUGCAAAGAUGCUGAACUUGGUAUGAUCUAUAACAGGGGAAAACAUUAUGAUGCUGAAGCAUGUAGGAGUAUGAAGUUCAUGAUGUAUGAUUCGAAGAAGAGAGCUAGAGAUGAUUAUGAGGCUGCAGAACCAAGCAAGAAUGCUCAGAAGAAAAGGAAAUAUAACUGCGUGAACUGCAACAAAAGUUUCAAUUCUUUUCAAGCUCUUGGAGGACACAGGCCAUGCAACAAAAGGACUACUCCAACAUUUCAUUUGGAGUAUGAGAGUGAUGACUACAGCCUUGAGGAUGAAGACAUGGCUCUUGACUCCACACCCAUUCAGCGAUAUGGUUACAAAAAACCGACUUCUAGAGAUUAUUCUGUUGAUGCUAAGAAAAGAAUUAGGCCAAAGAAAGUUAAGGGACAUCAAUGUCCAUUUUGUCCUAAGAUUUUCAAGUCUGGUCAAGCUUUAGGGGGGCACAAGAGAACUCAUUUCAUAAACGCUCCUAUAGAUUUUCACCCUCCAAGUCCAGAUAUCAAUCAAGAGGCUGCUGUGCAAGAGGCUACUACCUGUCGUAACUUACAGGAGGCUACCGCCACUCGCAGUCUGAUCGAUCUUAAUCUACCAGCUCCUGAACAAGAUGACGAGUUGGAUGAAAGCAACAAGUUCAUCUGCUUGGAUUGAAGAAGCUGGAGACAGGAGGUUCUGGUGAGCAUAAGUUGGUUAUAGUUUUUUACAGAUGGCUUUGUAUAGAGAAUUGUUAAUAACCUUUCUCUAUACGCUCUCAUUAUUUUUUGCUGAAAUUUGGAGGAUGUUAGGAAGUGAUAAUAAGCAAUUGUUGCUUAUAUAGACUAAUUGUCCAUUUUUCAGUUUGAUUCUGCAUUUUCUGCUUACAUUUCUGCGAACUCACAGAUUUUACCUUUGGCAAGACAAUCAAUAUUGCCUUUGCUGGAUUAUAAAUUUUGCUUUGGACUA